This is a messenger RNA of Triticum dicoccoides, 3322 nucleotides long. Its product is annotated as disease resistance protein Pik-2-like. Lineage: Eukaryota; Viridiplantae; Streptophyta; Magnoliopsida; Poales; Poaceae. The coding region runs from base 862 to 2979 and encodes 705 amino acids. The record is from RefSeq and is a predicted model, not a curated record. Gene Ontology annotation, molecular function: ADP binding. The transcript has 5 exons. Gene Ontology annotation, biological process: defense response to other organism.
ACCGACACUGCUCACUCGCCUCGCUCUCCACCCAACUCUCCUCAGCGUGAGAUCCAGUGGAGGCCUCCAUCCCCUGGCUGCGACACCGUCCGCUUCCUUCUCCCUGCCCCUCGAGGUCACCGGGGAGGCCGGUCAGUGCAGCCACCCAUACAUCGGCGGCAAGGGCUUGGUCUUUUUUUUAGCAAGGUGGCCGUCCUUGUGAUUGUCAGUAGUCAGCGUAUCUGGAAGAACUCGAAUGCAGGAGGCCUUCUCUAGGUUGUGUUGUACAAGAAGAAGGUUAGUCAAACACCAGCCUCAACUGAGAGGCUGAGCAUGGCGGAGGUCGUGACCGGAGCUAUGGGUAGCCUCCUGCCCAAGCUCGCUGACCUGAUCACAGAGGAGUACAGCCUUCAGAGGGGUGUCAGGGGCGAGAUCAUGUUCCUCAAAGCUGAGAUGGAGAGCAUGCAGACGGCUCUCCUCAAGAUAUCUCAGGCACCAAUUGACCAGCCACCAGAUAUCCAAGUCAAGCUUUGGGCCAAGGCGGUGAGGGACUUAUCUUACGACCUCGAAGAUAGCAUCGACAAGUUCAUGGUGCACAUCGAAACCCAUGGACAAGACAAUUCCCGCAGUUUCAAGGGUUUCAUUGAUAAGAGCCUCAGCCUCCUGACCAAGGGCAAGAUUCGCCACAAGAUUGGCAUUGAUAUCAAAGACAUCAAAAGCCGUAUCAAGGAGGUCAGUGAGCGGUGUGAUAGGUACAAGGUUGACAGUGGGGCCGUUGGUAAGCCAACUGGUCCAACUAUUGAUACCCUUCGCCUCUCAGCCCUGUAUAGAAAGGCGACAGAGCUCGUUGGCACCGACUAGAAGAGCGUUGAGGUUAUCAAGAUGCUGAUGGAGGGAGAUGAGGUUUCCAACAGACAACUGAAGGUGGUCUCUAUUGUUGGAUUUGGUGGAUUAGGCAAGACAACCCUUGCUAAUGCAGUGUAUAAGAGGCUUAAAGAGAAAUUUAAUAUUCAAAAACAAAAUCAGCAAUUCGAUUUUUCUGCUGCUUUUGUUUCAGUGUCUCUUAAUCCUAGCAUGGAGAAGAUUUUCAAGAACUUGCUCUAUCAACUUGACAAACAGAAGUACGAGAAUAUCAAUGAGGCAACAUGGGGUGAAGCGCAACUCAUCAGCGAGAUUAGAGCCUUCCUUAGAAACAGGAGGUACUUGAUUGUUACUGAUGACAUAUGGGAUAAAUCUGUCUGGGAAAAUAUCAAAUAUGCUUUGCCUGAAAAUGAAUAUGGAAGUAAAGUAAUCACAACAACUCGCAUUCUUGAUGUUGCCCAGCAAGCCAAUGAUGUUUACCGGCUGGAGCCUCUUUCUAUUGUUGAUUCAAGGAAGUUGUUCUACCAAAGAAUAUAUGAGGCCGAGAACAAAUCACCACCUAAUCAUUUGGUCGAAAUAUCCGAGAGAGUUUUAGGAAGAUGUGGUGGAGUGCCGUUAGCUAUCCUUACAAUUGCUAGUUUGCUGUCCAGUAAAAAGGGAAGAUCACACACGCAUGAGUAUUGGUCCAAGGUAUACAAAUCUAUGGGUUCGGGCCUAGAUAAUAGUCAUGAUGAUGUGAAGAACAUGAGAAGGAUAUUAUCAGUCAGUUACUCUGACCUACAUCCUCACCUGAAGACUUGUAUACUGCAUGUUAGUUUGUACCCAGAGGAUUAUGAGAUUCAAACUGAAGAGUUGAUAUGGAAGUGGGUGGGUGAAGGUUUUGUUAAAAAUGAACAGGGGAGGAGCUUAUAUGAGGAAGGAGAAGAUUACUUCAACGAGCUUAUUAAUAAAAGCUUGGUCCAACCUGUAAAAUUUGACAACGCGAAUAAAGUGUGCUCUUGUUGUGUACACGAUAUGGUGCGUGACCUUAUCACUUCCUUGUCAACUGACGAGAAUUUCCUAACAACAUUUGGUGGUCAGCAGCCAGUGUAUCUACCAGGUAAGAUCCGUCGACUGUCUAUUCACACCUGCGUUGAAGAUCAGCUGCCAACCAUGGGCUUGACCCAUGUGAGAUCACUUAGUGUGUCUAGCCCAGCUUUCUGUCUAUUGCCAGCACUUUCGGGUUUAACUGACUGCAAGCAAGUGGAUAAUAAUCAUUGGAAGGAUAUAUGCAGUUUGUUUCACUUGAGAUAUCUGAAUUUAAAGGGCACAUCUGUCACUAAGAUCCCCCAAAAGAUUGGGAAUCUGCAAUUUCUGCAGGUGCUUGACAUCAGGUCCACCAGAAUAGAAGAAGAGUUGCCGUCAACCUUUAUUCAACUGACACGACUGUUGUUAUUCCACAUGCUUGAUAGCAUCACUUUUGCAGUGCCGAGGUGGAUGUGCUCCAUGUCUUUCCUCUUCUCCCUAAGUAUCACACUUGAAACACUGGGAGAGGAAGACCUUCAAGUUCUCGGGAGUAUACCAUCUCUCAGUGAACUGUUCAUACAAGUGAAGAAACCUACACAAGGCAGAGACAAACGGUUGGAUGUUGGCAGUGGUUAUCCAUUUCGGUGUUUAACAAUGUUCAUUUUCAAGAGUGAUACCAUGGAGUUGAGGUUUGAACGAGGAGCCAUGCAAAGUCUCCAAAGCCUGUGGUUAGAUUUUGAAGAUGUGCAGGACACAUUACUUCAGUUUGGUGAUUUUAUAUUGGGUUUAGAGAAUCUCUCUUCGCUUGAGCAUAUUUAUGUUUGCUUCAGAAAAGGCAACGACACUGCAGAGGAGAUGCAAAGUGUGAGAAAUUCAGUUCAGAAAGAGAUGGAUAUGAAUCGAAACAAGCCCAUACUGAUGUUCCCACUAACAUUGGAAGAGGAAAUACGUCGUCAAGAGGAACUUCGUCGGAAGGCUGCGCUGAAAUACCUGAACGCUGUUCGCAAGGAGGCAAUAAUGCUGGGUGGUGGGGCAAAUAAUGCUCCUCAAGUUACUGAUCGUGAGCUGAGACGGUUGCUAGUAAUUAAUCAGGUUAUCAGAGGCAAAGACCAGGAUGCAGACUUGGGCACCUGAGCGCUCGCCUCAUUAAUUCUACUCUCUCUGUCUUGUAAUAUAAGAGCGUUUCAACACUAAUUCCAUAGUGUCAAAAAGCUUUUAUAUUAUGGGACGGAGAGACUAUUAGUUACCGUGAUUUGAAUUACUUUGAGAAACAUCAGUGGACCGUACCAGUUCUUCAUGUGACUGUGCAGGUCUAGACGGUAACAUUUGCAGCCUAGAUGGGCCAACAUCAGGUUGAUUGCUACUCUAGCAGCACACUGGCGUCAUGCAUGCAUGCAUGCAUGCUCCGUUUGCAAUGGGUGUAAAAAUAACGUGACUUGUUUUCCGAACCCUAUAUUUCUUUCAGAUUGAUUUUUUA